AUGCUACUUCUAAUACUUGUUGCCAUUAUAUCGUUAAACACAGAUGUUAUUGCUGUCACACGAGAUGGUCGAUGUCCUCAACCACAAUUUGUGUCCAGUGGUUUACCAUGCUCAACUGAAGGAGAAGAUGAUGUUUGUCCAUGGAACUAUAAAUGUUGUCCAUUGACAGAUGGUAUGAAAUGUUUUGGUCCAUGUCCUAAUUUUACUGAGCCAUGUAACCUUGAAUGUCCAUUUGGUUUAAAAGUUGAUCCAUCACCAUGUACUGUUUGUGAAUGCGCACCAGAUCCAUGUCUUUCAGCAUCAUGUCCUCUAGGAACAAAAUGUAUUACACAAGAAUAUGAACCAUGUGCUAUCAAAGGUAGAUGUGGUUUCAAAACUGAAUGUGUCAUCGAUCCAUCAAUUCAUGUUGAUCCUACUCCAAAACCUAACAAAUGCCCCGAUUAUUGGCCGAUAAUGGGUGGUGGUUUACAAACAUGCCUUGGUCCAGAUGCUUUAUGUCCUGGCAAACAAAAAUGCUGUGAAGCUCCUUCUAUGAACCACUUCAAUUUAGAACAUUCAGCUGUAAGUUAUUGUGUUGAACCAUGUGAAGAUAUAUCGAAGUGUACUCUACAAUGUCAACAUGGAUUGGUGAUUGAUGGUGGUUGUCGUCUGUGCCGAUGUGCUCCUGAUCCUUGUGAAAAAAUAAAAUGUGCUCCAAAUGAAGAAUGCCGAUUACUUCCAACACCAUGUGCUUAUUAUCCAGGACGACCACCAUGUGCUAUGAUGCCUGUAUGCAUGAAAAAAAAUUGA
Messenger RNA from Rotaria sp. Silwood1, 789 nucleotides. NCBI's taxonomy places the organism in Eukaryota, Metazoa, Rotifera, Eurotatoria, Philodinida, Philodinidae. The record is from the annotation of a GenBank genome assembly.